AUGUCCUCUCCUCGUCCCUCGCCUCUAGCAUCACUCUCCUCUUCCAAAUCCAUCUCCACCCAGAAACCCCACCCGAUUCCAUGGACUCACCAGGAGACCCUCCAUCUCAUCUACGCCUACCAAGACAAAUGGUACUCUCUCGAAAGAGACCAGUUGAAGUCCAACCAGUGGGAGGAGGUCGCCGUCACCGUCGCCGCCCGUUGCGGCUAUAGCCACUUCGAUCCAUCGAAAACCUCCGUCCAAUGUCGUCACAAGAUGGAGAAGCUCCGCCAGCGUCUCCGCUCUGAAAAACACCGUCUCUCCACCGGUACUCAAUCUUCAUCGCAUUGGCUCUACUUCGACCUUAUGAAUAACUUAUUACGCGGUCCACUACCAAUCUCCGCUCGUCCGAUGUCUUCCAUUCCGUUCGAUAACCAUCAAGAUGACCACAUCACUGAGAAAUCCGAUAACUACAACUCCGAUUACGAGGAAGAGGAGAGGAAUAAUCGCAAUAGAUUGGUGGGAAUGGAGAAUUGGAAGAUGGAUAUGAUGAAGGAAGCGGAGAUGAACAGAAUUGCGAUAGAGAACAAGCGGAUGGAGAUGAUUUUGGAAUCGGAGAAGAAGAUUGUGAAUUCAAUUGCAAAGGCUUUUGGGUGUCUUCCUUCAAAGAGGUUGAAGAUCGGCCAUGAUUCUUGA
Messenger RNA from Cucumis melo (muskmelon), 675 nucleotides. RefSeq names its product trihelix transcription factor ENAP2. Gene Ontology annotation, molecular function: transcription cis-regulatory region binding. Gene Ontology annotation, cellular component: nucleus. The transcript has 2 exons. Bases 1 to 675 code for a protein of 224 amino acids. NCBI's taxonomy places the organism in Eukaryota, Viridiplantae, Streptophyta, Magnoliopsida, Cucurbitales, Cucurbitaceae. The record is from RefSeq and is a predicted model, not a curated record.